CAUACAACCGAGGAACCGAAGCACGAGCCAGCUACUACGUGCUUGCGCCGUUGAGAGUUGAUAUAUACCUUGAGUUUGAGUCAUAUAUAGCAGCAAUGGCGGCCGGAGCAGGGGGGGACGACCUGAAGCUGCUGGGCAUGUGGGCGAGCCCGGCCGUCCUGCGAGUGCGCCUGGCUCUCAGCAUCAAGGGCGUCACCUACGAGUACGUGGAGGAGGACUUCGCAAACAAGAGCGAGCUGCUCCUCCGCUCGAACCCCGUCCACAACAUGGUGCCGGUGCUGAUCCACGCCGGCAAGCCCGUCUGCGAGUCGCAGCUCAUCAUACAGUACCUCGACGAGGCUUUCGCCGGCGACGGCCGCCCCGCCCUCCUCCCGGCCGACCCUUACCAGCGCGCCGUCGCAAGGUUCUGGGCCGCCUUCAUCGACGACACGCUACUGAAAGCCAUGUACAAGGCGUCGUGGAGCAAGACGGAGGAGGAGAAGGCGGAGGGGAGGAAGCAGGUGGCCGCCGCCUUGAAGACCCUGGACGGAGCCCUGGGCGAGGUCGCCGGAGGGAAGCCGUUCUUUGGAGGCGACGGCCCCGGGUAUGUGGACACGGUGCUCGGCGGCCUCCUCGCGUGGGUGCGCUCCAUGGACGUGAUCAUGGGCGUCAAGACCUUCGAUCCCGUGACGAUGCCGCUCCUGGCCGCGUGGGCGGACCGCUUCGGCGCGCUGGACGCGGUGGAGGCCGUCAUGCCGGACGUGAACAAGAUCGUGGAGUUCUCCUUGGCGAUGUCGUAGGCUCAUGCUGCGGAAGAGGCUGCCAGCCACAUCAAACUAUUUUGUUUCAAAAGAUCAGCGCUAUGCUUUUCUCGUUGAAAUUGUAUCUCUCUUUAUAUAUGUUCAUUCACUAUUUAGUUUUGUUGUUGCUGAGUGAGUCAUAAAGCCUUU
Molecule: messenger RNA, 929 nt
Organism: Hordeum vulgare subsp. vulgare (domesticated barley)
Lineage: Eukaryota; Viridiplantae; Streptophyta; Magnoliopsida; Poales; Poaceae
Product: probable glutathione S-transferase GSTU6
Exons: 2
Coding region: 96-779 (227 amino acids)
Biological process (GO): glutathione metabolic process
Cellular component (GO): cytoplasm
Molecular function (GO): glutathione transferase activity
Source: RefSeq, a predicted model, not a curated record